Molecule: messenger RNA, 7934 nt
Organism: Eupeodes corollae
Lineage: Eukaryota; Metazoa; Arthropoda; Insecta; Diptera; Syrphidae
Gene: Cngl
Exons: 18
Coding region: 1117-6198 (1693 amino acids)
Biological process (GO): transmembrane transport; monoatomic ion transport
Cellular component (GO): membrane
Molecular function (GO): monoatomic ion channel activity; protein-containing complex binding
Source: RefSeq, a predicted model, not a curated record
UACAAGCUGAUAAGUUCAGUGCCAAAUAACAAAUCGUAAUGUGCGGUUAUGAUAGAUCUGCCCGCAAUGGGCCGUUCCUUGUUCGCACUUUUGUCAUUCAAUCUCUCUUUCCUUUCUUUCUUUUUUUUUUUAAUUCAAUAGUUUUUCUUUAAAAAAAGAAAAGCAAAAAAAUAAAAGAAAAUUUCCCAGUGUAUGUAUGUGUACAAAAUAAAGGAAAUCUAUAAAGUUUUGAGAUUUUUCAUCAUGCUCCUAUAAUUCGAUUGGCGAGAAAAAAAAUUUAAAAAAAUAUCUAAUAUCAUUUCUUACGCAGAAAUAAAUGAUUGUGUGUGAUUAUUAUAUAUCCGUUUUUUGCGUUUGUCUUUUUGUGUCUUGUGAUUUCUCCAUCUGACAGUGUCUGCGAUAUUUGUGGAAAAUAAUAUGUAAUUAAAAUAAUUAUUCAAAUCGCACAUUAAGGAUUUUUUGUGUGUGUUUUUGUUGUUGCUUUGUCAAGAUCCCAGGAGGGGAUUUGAAAACGUUAAGUGCUUUGCAAGUACACAACACUUUCAGUGUCAGUGUGAAGUUUAAUAAAUGCGCGCAAUUAUUUAAAGCAUAUUUUUACAUCGACCGAGACGACCGACGCGACGUACAGUGGGGGGGUUCGGUUGGUGCGAUGGUAAUUAAUCCAUCUUAUGUAAUGAUAAAAAUGGAAUAAGGUUACUUGGUUACAACAACAACACAAAAAAAAGUGUACAUAAUAUCUAAAUAAUUAUAGAAAUGUUCAUACGUGCAUACAUAAGCAGUACGUUACAUUGGUGUAUGUAUAAAUGAUGUUUGUGUGUUCUUUUUCUUUUGGCGAAAUGUGCUUUCUUUCUUCGAUUCGUGUUUUUACUUAAACACGUUAUGUAAUAUCUUUUUGGAUAGUGAUACUCUUCGAUUUUCUUAUUCUUCUGUUUCCAGAACCAAUACAAAAAAUAAAACUAAACAAAGACAAAAAAAGAAUAAAAAGGAAUUUUAUUUGUUUCAUGCAUUGAAUGAGCAUUUUUGUAUUCCGAUGAACUGUGCACGACAUAAAUUAUAAUAUCUAAGAAUAUUGGAUGUCUUCGAAUUCGAAUACAGAAUCAAAUUAUUUCAACAACAAUGAAACUUAGUGUUAGCGCGUAUCGCGCACAUGCAUCCGCACACAAGAAAAUUCUAUCCAACAGUUAUCAUUCGCAACAUAACUACGGCAGUACAUCAGCAGCAUCUACAUCAACGCCAAAUAACUUUUUUACGAUGAAGACUUCACAGUGUGAUUCAAAUAGAGAUGACAGCGCUAUUGAAGAUAAUGUCAGUCCAACUUUUACAGUCGGCUCUCCUAACGAGCUAAACACAACCGAAAGUUCUCCCCCCAAAGAAGAUAACGACAGCAGCAACACUCUCAUUUCAUCCGACAAUAAAAGUCCGUGCCAGAGGAAAUCACAAGAUGCAGAUGGAAAUGCAGAUCCAGAUAGUGAUUGGAAUAAGUCGAAUCAACGAUGGAUGAAACUGCGGACCACAGUACAAAUAUCAUCAGCUAUUCAAAAGAAGCCACCACUUAAACGAGAGGAUUCCUUUCUUAAGAGAUUUUCUACACGUCAAAUACCUGAAACACAGGAAACCGUUGAAGACACUGGAUCUGAAAGCGCCUCAGGUGAUAUAAAUAAGAAAUCUAAAAGAAGACGUCGAUAUUUACAAAAACGACGAUCUGUUGUUAACCCUGACGAAAACUUUUAUUUUUACUGGCUCAUGGUGCUAACUGUAUCGGUUUUAUAUAAUUUGUGGACGUUAAUUGUGAGACAGAGUUUUCCAGAGCUGCAACAAGCAGUUCCACGGUUUUGGUUUUUGUGUGAUAUUCUUACAGAUGUUGUGUUUAUUUUAGAUGUUGUUGUACAAUUGCGCACAGGAUAUUUAGAACAAGGAUUGAUGGUUUACGACGAUAAAAAACUUGCUUGCCAUUACAUGCAGAACAGACAUUUUUACCUCGAUCUUGCAGCUCUAAUUCCAUUAGAUUUACUUCAGUUAAAAUUUGGAACGCAUCCAAUUUUACGUUUUACACGAUUUUUUAAAGUAUACCGUUCAAUAAAAUUUUAUUAUAUAGUUGAAAGUCGUACCGUUUGGCCGAAUUUGUGGCGGGUGGUUAAUUUAAUUCAUAUACUUUUGAUUCUUGCACAUUGGUUUGGUUGUUUUUAUUAUUUACUCUCGGAAGCUGAAGGAUUUCAAGGUGAUUGGGUUUAUCCUUAUCGACCAGGAGAUUACGCUACCUUAACACGAAAAUAUUUAGGAAGUGUUUAUUGGUCAACAUUGACGUUGACUACAAUCGGGGAUCUACCGACACCCGAAACAAAUGCUGAACCAUCAGACUCGGUGGACGGCCCAAGAUCUCUACCUAGACGUGGUAUUAAAUCGAGAUUACUUCAAUUUGGUUCAAAUUACGGAUAUCUUUUUACAAUAACAAGUUACUUAAUAGGUGUAUUUAUUUUUGCUACCAUCGUUGGACAAGUCGGUAAUGUGAUAACCAAUCGCAAUGCAAAUCGUCUGGAGUUCGAAAGACUUCUAGACGGAGCCAAGACGUAUAUGCGUCAUCAUAAAGUGCCUGGUGGCAUGAAACGACGGGUGUUACGAUGGUAUGAUUACAGUUGGUCGCGCGGUCGAAUUCAGGGCGGUGGCGACAUUAAUACAGCCUUGGGAUUACUGCCUGAUAAGCUGAAAACCGAAUUGGCCUUACAUGUUAAUCUAAGUGUUCUGAAAAAAGUAACUAUUUUCCAAGAGUGUCAGCCAGAGUUCCUACACGAUUUAGUACUUAAAAUGAAAGCGUAUAUUUUUACACCGGGUGACUCGAUAUGUCGCAAGGGCGAAGUAGCUAGAGAAAUGUUUAUCAUAGCCGAUGGCAUUCUAGAAGUCUUAAGUGAGACAGGCAAAGUUCUCACAACAAUGAAGGCUGGAGAUUUUUUCGGUGAAAUUGGGAUCCUUAAUCUUGAUGGAUUGAAUAAGCGAACUGCAGAUGUCCGAUCGGUGGGGUAUUCUGAGCUAUUUUCACUGUCCAGAGAGGAUGUGCUGGCUGCGAUGAAAGAUUAUCCUGAAGCACAGGAAAUUCUUCAGUCUCUGGGGAGAAAGCGUCUCAUGGAGGUUCGAUGUGUGAACAAACGGCACGCAAAAGCCCAAAGCGACAAGGAAGCAGCGGCAAAUCUGGCUCAACAACUCGCAGACGAAAAAAACCCCGCCCAUCAUCACCAUCACCACCAUCAUAACGGUGAAAGUGCUCCUAGGAGUAUGGUGGACAAAAUUCGACGUGAUGUCAAAGGAUUUAGGAGUGUGCUAAAAAAAUCAAGAGCAUUACGACGGAGCAACGAAUCCCUAGAGAUGCAACCUCUUCAUAGUGUUCCACCGAAGAAUGAAAAAUCUACCCUUAAACGAAUAUCAAGGGUUUACUCAGAUGAAAAUGAUCGACAUGAAGAUACUCCCCCUCCACUUCCACCAGAACAUCGUGAGAAAACACCAAGUCCUAUUGGUGCUGGUUUGCCUUUGUUACAGCGUCUUCGAUUGUUAAAGGAAAAACAGGAUCGCGAAGAGCGAGAAGUUAAGACCACACCACCACAGAAAUCUCCACCUCACUCAAAUGUAACAUCUACGUUGUCACCACAGGAAUCAAUACAGGAGGAACCUGAUCAGGAGUUAAUUGAGACUCCAAAGAUUCUGCAACGAUUGCAAAAAUUAAGGGCUAAAAAUGAAAUGAUGGCAAAUAAGGAGCCCUCGAUUAUGGAAUCCAGUGUAGCUACUGGCACGUUGCCGCUACAUGAGACAACAUCCUUGGGCUUACCAUCGCCAUCUCUUCAUCCGACGUUAGAUAUUACGCAGCUAUCACCGCGCUCAACAAAGCCUGAAAAUACAAUAACAACCAUUACAAGCAGUGAUCGAAGCACUGUUAAUAUAACUGCCCCAAAUCUAUCAACAAUAAAACCUUCUAUGAAAGUUUCAUUCAAACAAAGAAUCCAGCAGCUGCAAUCUGGUGUUACCGACCACAGUGUUGCUCCUGCAAGUAUUAAAACUACCGAAACACCUGCAAAGCCACUGCCCAUUAAUGACAGUCAUGAGCGAAACAAAAUGUCAAAAAUAAUACCAACAAUAUCCAAUAACAUUACGAAAGCAGCUUCUUCGAGUUUAACGCUAUGCGCUCAAAAAUUAGGCAAGCCGACAGCCUUCACAUCGGAUACCUCAAUUCGACCAUGGUCCAAGCUUAAAUUUGCCACACUUAUGCCAUCCAAUAGUUAUACGAGCUUAUCUAACUACGGCUCUGAACAUUACGAGUUAAAACCAAUAAGAAUAAGUUCAGCCGAAAGUAUAGCAACAGUGACCGGAGGAAGUGGUAACUUAUCAUCAACAACAUCACUGAAGCCUUCAGUUCAAACUUCUAAAAAGAAAAACCUUAAGUCUUUUAAAUUGAGAGUCAAGCCUAAGUUAUACAAUUCAGUUUUUGAUUUAUCUCCCGAAUACAGUGGCUUACCCUUCGUGAAGCGCCUUAAGAUACUCAAUGAGCGCCAAAAGCUAGCCGAACUUGAGACGGCUCUUCAGACGCGCAGCUUUAGCUUAGACAACUCGAAGAGCCAACCCGAAGAACCGUUUACCGCUGAACUUUUGUAUCGCAGUCACAGUGAUGCUUCGGCCAUUUAUUCACACUUAAUGCCUCCGGCUAAUUCAUUACUAUCAUCAUCAUCGUCAUUAUCACCAAAAGACAAACUAACGCUGUGCCUGCAAGAUUGUACACAACUUAGUCCAGAGUCCAAUGAAACAAUAGAACGGCGAAAGCUCAAGAGUAUUCUCAAGAAGCUUAGCAAAAGCAGUGAUGGAAGUCCACGGCCACGCCAAGAACAUCCUAGAGGGCUUCUAAGAGCGCCUACACUUGAAGGGUACGUGGCCAGACACAGCAAAUUACUGAAGAGUGUAACCUUCAAUUCGACUCUUUCUAGCCCACCACUUAGUGCCAACAGUGUAGUCGGCAGCUACACAAGUGCUGACGGCACUGCACAAUCUGUAUCUGAACGUUUUUUAUUUCCUUCUGUUGUAUCAUCAUCCAAUGAUGCUUGUAAAUAUAAAUUAUUAUCCCCGCCUGAUGCUGGUGCAUACAAUGCACCUGGCAAAAGUGAAGAUUGUGGUAACAAAGAAGCCCUAGAGCUGCCGUUGCCGCUGCCGCUGCCUUUGCCGUUGCCAUCAUCAGUAGUUACUGGCAAAGAAGUCCCAUCGAUUGAGCACGAAUUUGCCAUGACAACAAAACAAGUUAACAAUAUCCAAGGUUUACCGGACCCAAAUGAAUAUUUUAGUCAAAUACUUAGUGGAAUCAAUAACGUCAUAUCGUCACAAAUGAGAGAAAUGCACCUUAAGUUCGAGAGUCAGUUUCUUAUGAUGCAAUCUGAGGUCCAAAAACGAGAUGCCAUUAUAUCAUGUUUGCAAUGUAAAAUAAAUAAAAUGCAAGUUCAUGAAACUUCUGGAGAAUAUGCUGAUCGAAUUGCAAAUACUCCAAAAAAUCCAAAUGGAGCAAAUAAAACCGCCAAGGGUUCAGAAAGUUCUGGUUCCUCUGGUGAAGUUCUCUUUAUGCGAGGUGAUUCCCUUGAUACAAUAUUCACUGCAUCACCCCCACCUUACUGUGAAUUGGUUCCUUGCAAUUCACCAAGCUCAAGCAGACAACUGCAUGUUGCCAGUUCGGUAAAGCUCAAUCGAAUUAUCCACAAAAAAAGUUCAACGAGAAAGUCGACAGUUCCCAAUGUUAUGGUAUCGAAUUUAACUGGCAAUCUCACACCCCUGUCCAAUAGUAUAGUGCUCGAUAUUGGGGAAAGUUCCAGCUCCAGUUCGAGCACCUCCUCCAGCCGCUCCAAUCUUAAUUAUGACGAAGAAGAAGAAAUCGAAGAACCCGAACGUCUAGUUCAUCACAAUGACUGGGAAGUUCGAAUGCUAGCAGCCGAAAUGGAUCGGCAAGAGAAGAAACGAGGGUUAUCCCAAGAUAACCUAAGUGAACUCAAGCAAUACGGAAGAGUACUGCCGCGUCGGAGAAAACUGAGUGAUACAGAAACAGAAUUCAGCGAAACUGACGUUGAUAAUAUCCAAACACGUCCCAGAGCUGGAAGUUUGGAUCAGUUCAAUCUUCGAUACGGAAUCGGUAGAGGCAUUUUCAAGGCCAUGAGUAUUGAUCGAGGAAAAGAUAAACUUUGAGUCUUUUCGUUGACAUUUGAAUUAUAUUAUCUGAUAAUAUGGCAAGAAUAGGGCUCACUUUUGAACAUGAAAAGUAUAUAAAUACAAUAUACCUCACUUUGUCAUGCAGGUAAAUAGUUCAAAAUACAAACGGUUAAAAAAAUCUAAUAGCUUUAAAAACAAAGAAACCUUUUAACAUUACCUUAUAGGCUCUAGACUAGAUGAUUAGCAAAGAUAUAAAACACAUAAAUAGAUAUAUUAUUAUAUACAAGGACACAAAGUAAAUAAUUAUGUAGGACUAAAGUGCUAGAAGCUAGAGAGUAUCAUCAGUAUCAGUAGAUUGAAGUAGAAUGUGUCAGUCUUGGGGGGAGAGAUUUCAAUGUAGUUUUAAAGUUAAGUUUAAGAUGUAAAAUUUAAAAAAAAACGACAUUUUUUCUAUAAGUAAAAUGGUUUAAGUACUUAAAAAGAUUUUGUAAGAAAAAUAUAAGAAUAUACCAAUAUACUCGUACUUUUGCUAGAUGCGCUUGUGUUAUAGCUUCAACAGUAGUAAAUAAUAAGAAAAUAUCAUCGGUAAUAGUUUUUAAAUUGUGAAUUUUUCCCCCAAGAUGACAUAUUUUACACUGAUGUUUCUCUAAAAUAAACAACAACAAAAUACGGUUAAGUAGAAAUUGUAUAUAGUAGGGAACAUAAAAACGGUGUGACAUGGAGGCUUUUUAGUAGAGAAGUAUUAGAAUUAAGAUUUUCUGAUCUACAUUUCCAUAUUUAUCUUGAUUAAAGUUGAACUCAUUCAAGUACUAUGAAGAAUAAAGUUUUAAUUUCUUUUUGACAGUAUUUUAACCCCACUUUAUUUAAUUCUAGCAAGUUACAACUUAAUCUUUUCAAAGAUCCCUUAAUUCCACUAAUGACAAAAAUUCGAACUAAACAAUAUUAUUUACUUUACAGACGAACAAAUUAUACACUCGCCUCAGUGUGGGCCCUUUUCUGUCAAAUUAAAUCUACUUUUGUAUCUUUUUAUGUAAAGGAUACGCUACAUAAAUCUCGUACCUAAAAUGCCAGGUUAUCUUCUAGUGAAAACGUGGUAUCGGAAAAUUCCUGUUGAGGCAAUACCUCUAAGGGCCAAAUAGCCAUCAUUGAAACCAAUCAUUGGAUUUUUUUUUAAAUAAUGGUUUGAGCAUUCUUUAAAAACUACUGUCAGUGGACAAGAAUUGGAAUCAAGCAUUUAGUUAGAGUUAGGUUAGAGUUGAUCAUUGAAGUAUAACUGACAGGUUGGAAUACAAGAAAAUGGAAUUCUUUUGAUGAAAGGAUUUUGUACAGAAAUGUGAAAUCAACCAUCAGCUGUUGGAAACGAUUUCAUCAUUGAACAAUUAAAUAUGAACUAGAAGAAAUGUCCUGGGUAAAAUAAACUGGGAUGGAAUCGGGUAAGGUAAUAUGUGAUAGGUGACAGUCACAAUCAAUAAAUUUGGUCUGUGUAAGGUGAUAGUCACCGGUGACAAUCACGAUUUGGUGAUUUUUCCUGUUGACAGCUCUUUAGUUGUCACUUUCAUUGGAAAUUGAUUUUUAUUUUUAGUUGCUGAAAUUUCAAGACAAUAUGAAUGUGUUUGUUCCUUUGAUUUUACCUUGUGAAAAUGCUGAAAAUGAAAAUAUUAAUCAUAUUAGAAAUGUCCGGCUCUUAAGGAUUAACUUCCGCAAUAAAAUAAACAUUCUUGAUCUUCCAAGUCCAAAGUAAGUACUCAUAUGUGCUAUAUAUUUGUUCAUAU